This is a messenger RNA of Mya arenaria, 1481 nucleotides long. RefSeq lists its product as uncharacterized. The record is from RefSeq and is a predicted model, not a curated record. Gene Ontology annotation, cellular component: membrane. NCBI's taxonomy places the organism in Eukaryota, Metazoa, Mollusca, Bivalvia, Myida, Myidae. The coding region runs from base 109 to 849 and encodes 246 amino acids. Gene Ontology annotation, biological process: homophilic cell-cell adhesion. The transcript has 5 exons. Gene Ontology annotation, molecular function: calcium ion binding.
AGACCCUUAGAAACCUCUUUCUAUAAAAGGCAGCUCUGGGUCCUAGUACCAUGCAGUUGGUUGUAGCUUCUAUUUUGUUAACAAAGAAGGACAUAUUAAUAAAUAAAGAUGGAUUUUAGGACUUUUGCCGCGUGUUUGAUUAUGACAGUCUGUUUCAUAAAGCAGUCGGACGCCGCUGCGAUCACUGCAUGGGCUGAAACUGGCGGAAAUUCGGCAACGAUAACAGGAGCAUCUGGUAGUAUGACGGUGGCAACAGUUACGGAUAACAUAGCCGCAGGCGGCACACUCUUUACAGUGACUGCAACACCAAAUACAGCUGUUACGUAUGCGUUCGAUACAAACGGGAACCCAGGCAGCAUCGCAGCUACAGCAAUUACUGCCGGGGUUGUCACUAUUGUUGCUGCCCUGGAUGUUACGAAACCAACAACCUACGAAUUUGUUAUCGUCGCUACUGAAACUACUACUACUACUAAUUCGGGAACAGCCACAGUUACGCUGUCAGUAACCGACCUACCUGGUCUUUCCGACUAUCAAAUUCCAGUAUGUUUGGCUGACGGCGCUGCUAUUGGUACAGCAGUAACUACACUAACUGCCUCCAACACAGUUGCCACAUGGGUCACAUCAGAACCGACAAACUUUGCCGUUAGCGCCGGAGCCGUGACGACAGCGGUGGCCAUGAGUGCUUCAACCAAAGCAGGAUACGCAAUAACCGUCACCGCAACCGACGCAAACAGUAAAACAUCUGUUGCAAAUGUCUGGAUCGUGGUUGGAAUAUGUAGUGGAGCCAUGAAGAUCACCAUCACUGCUGCCCUGGUGAUGAUGUCCUUUGUCAGCGCUUACCUUAUCUAGUGAUCCUGACACCUACAUGUUAUUCUUCUUUAGAUUUCUAAUCACACUCAAAAGAACAAUUUUAGUACCAGAAUCAAUUAUGAUAAAGAUCCUCAUCUGACCUUAAUAUGAUCUGAAUAAAAAUUGUUACAAAGCCAAAAGUAAAUUAAUUGUGGUGGGACAUACACAUGCUUAUGCUUUUGUUUUUACCAUACCAAAGGACUUUAUUAUGUAUAAAUUUUGAACAUCGAUCAAAAUAACUCAACUUAAAUGAACACAAAAUACAAUAUGUCUGUUGUGAAACUUGUUAUAAAUAUUUGUAUACCAUGUACUGUUUAUGUUUUUCGCAUGUGUACUACAGUACUGAUGUCAUAUCGGCAGCAUUUGUCACCUUUGUUACAUUCGACUUACAUUCAGACUAAGUGUUAUUGUAUCAUUCUGGUAACAAUGUGCAUGACACUAGGGAAAUAGUAUACUGCUUGAGAGACUGUCAACUGUCGUAUGUGUGUAAAAUGGAAAAGUUUUUCGUAUGAUUGUCAAUUUGAUACGAAAUCGUUCAAUUUGAAAUGAAAUCGAAAACUGAACCUAUAUAAUAUUGUGCAUACCUUUAUAUAAACAAGCGUGUAUAAUCAAGACAAUAAAUGUGCAAUGUU